Molecule: messenger RNA, 1230 nt
Organism: Pseudozyma flocculosa PF-1
Lineage: Eukaryota; Fungi; Basidiomycota; Ustilaginomycetes; Ustilaginales; Ustilaginaceae
Exons: 3
Coding region: 1-1230 (409 amino acids)
Cellular component (GO): Set1C/COMPASS complex
Molecular function (GO): protein binding; chromatin binding
Source: RefSeq, a predicted model, not a curated record
AUGGCAGCCACCUCCUCCGCGGCGACACAUUCCAACGCCGCGGCAUCCUCCUCGUCCUCUUUGCCAUCCACCAAAGGCCCAUCAUCGUCGUCGUCGCCGUCGUCGUCGUCCAAGGCAGCACCCGCGCUCUCGGAACCCGUCACCCUCACCGCGCCCUACCUCGCCACGUUCAGACCCGCCAAAGUCUACUCCUACUCCCGCAAGCCAGACUCGCAGAUCACAUCGCUAUGCUACGACGACCGCGGUCAGCUCGUCCUCUCGUCGUCGAGCGAUGAGACGCUCCACAUCUACGACUGCAUCACGGGCAAGCACGUCCACGAGACCGUCAGCAACAAGUACGGCUGCCACCUCGCCAGGUUCACCCACCACUCGUCCUCGGUCAUCUACGCCAGCACAAAGCAGGACGAAACCAUCCGCUACCACUCGGUACACCACAACUCCUACCUCCAGUACUUUCGCGGCCACACCGGCAAGGUCGUCGGCCUCGAAAUGAGCCCCGUCGACGACACCUUCCUCUCGGCCGCCGUCGACGACUCGGUACGCCUCUGGGACCUCCGCUCGCCCACCAGCCAGGGCCACCUCAACCUCAAAGGCCACCCCGUCGUCGCUUACGACCUCACCGGAAAGGUCUUUGCCAUCGCACUCAACCAGCGCAGCGCCAUCCUCCUCUACGACACGCGCAAGUUUGACCAGGCCCCGUUCCUCACCAUCCACCUCGACGACACCCGCGCUCUGUCGCAGAUAUCGAUGCCGCCGCGGUACCCCAUCAUCACCUCGCUCGAGUUCAACAACGAGGGCGGUCACCUCCUCGUCGGCACCUCGGGCGACGUCCACUACGUCGUCGACUCGUUCUCCGGCGCCAUCCUGCAUCGCCUCGUCGGACACUCUGGCCUGGAAAACGCAUCGGGCGCCCCCAUCGGCAUGGUUCCAGAGGCCGGCAUCAGUGGUGCCGAAGUUUGCUGGACGUCGGACGGCAAGCUGGUCCUCGCCGGCUCGGCCAAUGGCCAGAUUGUCGUCUGGAAGAUCCCCGACGAGCCGCAACAACAACAGCAACAGGGGCAGCAGGGAUACCCGGCGGGUGGCGACAUACCCAACCUCAACCCCACCACCGUCAUCCCGGGCCACGAAGGCCCCGUCCGCUGUCUCGCCUUCAGCCCGAGGCUGGCUCAAUUGACCACCGGAUCGUCCCAACUCGUCCUCUGGCUUCCCGAGCCGCCGUCAGACAUCUGA